AUGCGAAAUCAAACCGAACAUCCAAAAAUCUCCAUACCGCGCCUCUCUCCUCUGUGUCCGUACUUCACUACUUCCAUCCUCCCGUUCAUUCCAUUCCCUAGGACUCUAGGAGUUAACUGCUCAACCGGGGCAACUCACUGGGGUGCUGUUACUAGUGGUUUUAACAUAUUCAGCAAAUUGAUAACAGAAAUUGGAGAUCCUGUUGACUUUGAACUUCCUGACUGGCUAAAUAUGUGGCAGCCCGAGCCAUACACCUUUAUAAAACGCAAUAUAUAUCUCACUAAGAGGAUUAAGAGGCGUUUGGAAGAUGAUGGCUUAUUUUGUUCCUGCAACUCAGUGGCUGGAUCUUCUGAUGUGUGCGGUAGGGAUUGCCUCUGCAGCAUGCUAAUGUCUAGCUGCUCAUCGGGAUGUAAAUGUGGAGGUUCAUGCCUCAAUAAACCUUUCCAUCAACGUCCUGCCAAGAAGAUGAAAAUAGUGAAGACUGAGAAAUGUGGAUCAGGAAUCGUUGCAGAUGAAGAUAUUAAGCAAGGAGAGUUUGUUAUAGAAUAUGUUGGGGAAGUUAUUGAUGAUAAGACAUGUGAAGAGAGACUUUGGAAAAUGAAACACCUUGGGGAAACUAAUUUUUACUUGUGUGAAAUUAAUCGGAAUACGGUUAUUGAUGCAACUUAUAAGGGAAACAAAUCAAGAUACAUUAAUCAUAGUUGCUGUCCAAAUACCGAGAUGCAGAAGUGGACGAUUGAUGGUGAAACAAGAGUAGGCAUAUUUGCAACGUGUGACAUAAAAAAGGGAGAACAUCUGAGCUAUGAUUAUCAGUUUGUACAAUUUGGUGCAGAUCAGGAUUGCCACUGUGGAGCUGUAGGAUGUAGACAAAAACUUGGUGUCAAACCAACCAAGCUGAAGAUUUCCUCUUCAGAUGCUGCAUUGCAUUUAGCGGCCUGUCAGGUGGCAGCUACUUCUCCCAAAGUGAGAACACUAUUGUCUGCAAGACCUGAGGAGGCAACAGAUCAUGCACAUUUAAACGUUGAUGGCUCGUCUUCAAUUCCAGUCAAUCAAGAUUUGGUGGGUGUUUUAGUAAGUACAGAUCAGGCAGAUUUAAACAUUGAUGGCUCGUCUUCAAUUCCAGCUGAUCAAGAUUUGGUGGGAGUUUCAGUAAAUAAUGUUGAUGAAGCUUAUGAGUUGUAUAACGAUUAUGCUUAUAGAGUUGGUUUUAGUGUGAGGAAGGGUAAACAACUUUAUAAAGGUUCUACUAACACAAUUAAAAUGAAGAGAUUUUACUGUUCUCAGGCCGGUUAUAAGGUUAAGGUAAACACUGUUAAGGCUUAUUCAAAAAUUGAUUUAAGGACGGGAUGUGGUGCAUUUGUUCAGUUUGGUGUAGAUGGGAAUGGGGUGUGGACAGUUACAAGACAUGAGAAAGGGCACAAUCAUGAGUUAUGCGCUUCAGACAAGAGACAUCUACUUCGUUCACAUAGAACUGAUAGAAGAGUGAGAAAUAAUCAGCUUUGUUCACACAGACAUCUACUUGGUGUUGCUCCUUCCGUUUGGGUUGUUGAGAUGACUAGGAAAUUUCAAAGAUUGAUUGUUUCUAGUCAAGACAACAAUGUAGCUAGACAGUUUUGUGAGGAAGCUUUUGAAAAUGCAAAUAAAAGAAUUGAAGCUGAGCUUGGUUAUGUGCAUAUCGAAGAGUUUGAUGUUUCAUCUUCAAGUGAUAUGAAUAAGUCCCUAGAAGUUUGAAUAUGAAAUUCAUGUUGUAUGGAUUUUCCACUAGAGUAUUAGUCUAGCAUCAUGGAUGUGUGUUUUCAUUAUGUUAUUGUUUCCUUGUAUCCAA
This is a messenger RNA of Ipomoea nil (Japanese morning glory), 1825 nucleotides long. RefSeq lists its product as uncharacterized. Lineage: Eukaryota; Viridiplantae; Streptophyta; Magnoliopsida; Solanales; Convolvulaceae. Gene Ontology annotation, cellular component: nucleus; chromatin. Bases 1 to 1731 code for a protein of 576 amino acids. The transcript is spliced from 11 exons. Gene Ontology annotation, molecular function: histone H3K36 methyltransferase activity; protein binding. Gene Ontology annotation, biological process: regulation of DNA-templated transcription. The record is from RefSeq and is a predicted model, not a curated record.